Messenger RNA from Ostreococcus tauri, 390 nucleotides. RefSeq names its product Histone core. The record is from RefSeq and is a predicted model, not a curated record. Gene Ontology annotation, cellular component: nucleosome. NCBI's taxonomy places the organism in Eukaryota, Viridiplantae, Chlorophyta, Mamiellophyceae, Mamiellales, Bathycoccaceae. The coding region runs from base 1 to 390 and encodes 129 amino acids. Gene Ontology annotation, molecular function: protein heterodimerization activity; structural constituent of chromatin; DNA binding. The transcript has a single exon.
AUGAGCGGACGAGGUAAAGGAAAGACGGGAAAGAAGGCCACGAGCCGAUCCGCCAAGGCUGGGCUCCAGUUCCCGGUCGGUCGCGUCGCGCGAUACCUGAAGCAAGGGAAGUACGCCACGCGCGUGGGCGCGGGCGCGCCCGUGUACCUCGCGGCGGUGCUCGAGUACCUCGCCGCGGAAGUGCUGGAACUCGCGGGUAACGCGAGCCGGGAUAACAAAAAGUCGCGCAUCGUCCCGAGACACAUUCAGUUGGCGAUUCGUAACGAUGAGGAAUUGUCCAAGUUGCUCGGUACGGUGACCAUCGCGAGCGGCGGCGUGUUGCCGAACAUUCACUCCGUCUUGUUGCCGAAGAAGGGUAAGAAGAGCGGCAGCGCCUCGCAAGAGUAUUAA